Molecule: messenger RNA, 3309 nt
Organism: Anopheles cruzii
Lineage: Eukaryota; Metazoa; Arthropoda; Insecta; Diptera; Culicidae
Gene: dtr
Product: dynein axonemal assembly factor 1 homolog
Exons: 10
Coding region: 1-3309 (1102 amino acids)
Molecular function (GO): protein binding
Source: RefSeq, a predicted model, not a curated record
AUGGUGCGUGAACAAUUGGAAAAUGAUUUCGGGCCAAAAAAAAUGACCAAGAAAAGCAUUCAGGAGUCGUGUCGCAAAAACAAACUCUACCUAACACCCCAUUUGAACGAUGUGCUGUACCUACACUAUUCCGGAUACAACGCCAUCGAAUGUUUGGACGAGUACGUGGGACUGAAGUGCCUGUGGUUGGAGUGCAACGCCAUAUCGAGCAUUUCCGGGCUGGAGCAUCAGGCCCAAUUGCGCUGUCUCUAUUUGCACAACAACCUGAUCAAGCGCAUUGAGAACCUGGAACACUGCAAGCAGCUGGAUACGCUGAACUUAUCCCACAACCACGUAACGAAGGUUGAAAACUGCGGAGUCGACAUUCUUCCCGUUUUGAACACGCUAAAUCUUUCCCACAACUAUCUGAAGGCACUCGACAGUGUUGAAGAGUUGCGCAAGUGUGACUUUGUUUCCGUGUUGGACAUUUCCCACAACCGAAUCGAAGACAUCGCCGUCGUAAAGAUCCUUGGGGACAUGAAAGGACUGCGAGUGCUAACGUUGACCGGCAAUCCGGUUGUGAAUGAAAUUCCAUCCUAUCGCAAAACCUUAAUCUUGGAGUGUAAAUCGCUCACUUAUCUCGACUCACGGCCCGUGUUCGAAAAAGACCGCGCCUGUGCGGAAGCAUGGAAACGGGGCGGUUACGAGGAGGAACGGAGGGAACAUUUGCGCUGGAAACGGGACGAGCAGCGCAAAAUGCGUCGUAAUAUCAACGCCACCCUUCGCCUCAGACACCGCGGAGACGGAGACCCGGAAUUGCUAAAAACUAGCAGCGAUGAGGACCCGGAGGGCGAGCCAAGCGCCAAGCAUAUCGAUCGAGCAGACGGCUUCAAGGAAGAAGAGUACGCAUCCAAUGAAGCCGCCUGGAAGGAAAUGGAAGAACUGUUUGGCCCAGAACACCCAGAAGGAGCGCAGCAAACCGCCCAACGCGAUAGCGGUGAGCGUCCACUCGCGGCUCAGUCGGCUGUGAACAACGCCGGCGAUAGUAAGCCAACGAUGUUAGUUGAAGAAAUCACUCCCGAGGAAUACACAAAUCUCACCACCAAGAUUGUCCCGGUCGAAAACGAAGCUCUUGCAGAAAACGAACCACACGCGACAAAGGAUACUGCGGACGGUUCGUCAGGCACAGCGUUCUGUGAUGAAACAAACGGCGACUCGGAUGGUAACAAAGACGCAACCAUCGACGUUGAAUCCCGGCCUUCACCCGAAACGGAACCCACACACCCGAUUGCUGAUAACGCGGAUUCACCAAACGAUGGAUUGACCGAAACUGAGCCGAAAAAAAAUCCUCCAUCGAUUGAAACGGAUGAGCCGCAGGCCAUCGAUCGACCGGCUCCGGUGGUUUUGGGCAUCGCCAAAGCCGAAAAAAUCGCAUCCGCAGAAAUGGACGACACGCUGAACGUUACCAUCCAGUCGAAGCAAAUUUCCAUCACCAUGCAACCGGCUGGCGGUGAGGCGAAGCGACUGUCCGACGCUUCGUUGAGUUGCUCAGAACAGUCCGCUCUACGUAAGGAUUCCGUCACUUCGACAGACAAUGUGACCGGCUCGGACUCCAAUUCCGAUCCCACGCUCGUCACCGAUUACGAUCGGUCGGUGCGCAACAGUAGUCUAACGUACACAUCCGGCUCGGAUACAUCGGACAGCGAGGACAUGUUCGAUAAGAUUGUUCCAAAGAAGCACCGCAAAUUGGCCACGACCAUGCGCACCGAACCCUUGCCAAGCACCAACAGCAGCAGCAGUAGCAUUAAUGGUGACGAUGGAAAUGGAGCACUACCAUGCAAGGAAGCCUGCAAUCCCGAUCGUCAGGACACGGUGACGGAACUUAUCGAUGAGUACAAGAGAUUUUUCCACUCGGUCGAUGUCCGUGACCCAAAGUGCAUCGUCAAGAACCGCCACAAACUGAUGCGACCACAGACGGCCAAGUCUCAGCGCACCGAUCCGAUCGUUUACGAUGGCGUACUGAGUUCGAUGGAACACGAAUCGAACGCCAGCAAAAUUGAGCAAGCUCGACAGGAGCAUGCCGAGCGAAGUAUGGCCAAGGAAGCGGUGUUUGAGCGGCUACUGAAGGGUCACUCGUCCGCCGACAGGGACAUCGAAGAGCCCACGAUCUCAAUCGGUGGCAAGGAGCACAACUUCCGCGAAUAUCGCCUGGAGGAGUUCCGCAAGGACCAGGAGAAGCUUCAAACGCUGAUCGAUCGGGUAACGGCGCAGAAGGAGAAGUACAACGCCCACAUCGAUAGCAUCCACGAUCAGCUGGCCAACAUAAUGGAGGACUAUGGGCAGAUAAGCGCAAAGCUGAAGCGGGUGGACGACAUGAUACAGACCAUCGGGGAGGAGGUGAAGGGCGAAGGUAAACCGACCGUCGUCGAACUGGCAGAACGUUCACCGGAAGGAGACGAAAUGAGUAUCGUCGAGCAAAUUGUUGAGCGGAUGACCAAAGAACCGUCGCUCCUGGAGCAUGACUCCGAACCGGUGCAGCAAACACUAUCGGAUACGUCGACCGUAUCGUCCUCGGGACAGGACACGGGAUUCAAUGAGUUCGAACGUGAGCCAAACGCUCCCAGCACCGGCGCGCAUCGCAAAUCGUUACCGGCGGAGUUUAACCGGGAUCCGGUUUAUCGCAAGUUUAUCGACAUUCAGUACGAGAUCGAUAAGCUGACGGAGGAUGAAAUUUUCUGUGCACUCGAAGAGGCCGCCCGUGAGCUGCAGGGCGAACAGGAUCAUCGGGACCGGGAGCUGCACGACGAGGUGGAUGAGUAUUGGAACCGCUACGACGACAUCGAGACGUUUCGUCGAAGUCUCAAUCUGAACGCUCACCCGAUCAUCCAGCGGUUCAAGCACUUCAUCGAGUGUCAGUGUGAAACGGAUACCGACACCGAGCAGGAGCAUCAGCACGUGCGAAAGCUGGAACAGGCGUACCAGAAGUACGAGCGGCGUUUGUCGAACCACUUGUUCGACGAGUAUCUUAUCAUGAGCCGCAAGGUGAGCAUCGCGACCACCACCGGUGGCGAGUCGAGUGCCACGGAUUUGGAGCUGAUCGAAAUUGAUCCCGGAACGGGCAUUUCUGGAUUAUUGGCCGGCGGCAAACGUGCCACAGCAUGGGAUCUGGAUGAGUCGCCAGCGGACGACCAAAGUGAUGCUUCUGAGGUAGAAAAUUACCCAGGCACGAACCAAGAAGCCCCGGAGGAACUUGAAGACGAAGAAUCCAAGCCGGAGGAGAAAAACGGUACCAAACCGGAAGUGGAUUGUGGCACCGGUUUCGAGGAGUGA